CAGUCUGCUAUCAGCGCUCGCAGACUCCAAUGGAAAAACGAAGAGGCGCGUGUUUCACAGCCCUGCCUGAACGCAAAACGUGGGGAGAAAAGUGGAAAAGUUGGCACUCUUUCUGAUCAAAUUGCACCUCACCGAGACUUCAUCUGUUCUCAAGAGGAGGUGAAAAAAGAAAAGAAAGCGCACUCUGAACCUGCCGUCUGGCUUGGAUUAUUUCUGCUGCGGUUGCCAGAUUUCGGGGAAUACUUUUAUAUGGCACACGCUAAUAUCCGGGCAGAUACAUGAUAUCCGUCCGUGCAUCGUCCGCACGGAGCUCUACAUCCGUCCAGCUAUCAGCAAUCCCAACUCUAGCAGGUCCCCGCAGACCUAAGCGGUCUUUACACCGGUUUCCUACAAUACAGAAUCGUGUUUUCUUAUCACCGCUGGAGGACACGCUCAACUAUGUUUGGCUGUGGUAAAGUUUUUGGGUCGCCCCGGAUUCUCAACAGAUCUACUGCUGUUCCCGGAGACUCAGGAUUAAGACAUAUAAUCAGAAACAGCGCAGGCUCAUCCUACGGUCCCCGUGCGUCCUCGCGGUUGUGUUGCGCUCUCCUGUUUCUCCUGCUCAUCCUCACACCGCGCGUGGACUCGUCCUGGUGGUAUAUUGGAGCCCUUGGUGCCCGUGUGAUCUGUGACAAUAUUCCCGGGCUGGUGAAUAAACAGAGGCAGUUGUGUCAGAAGUAUCCCGACAUCAUGCAGUCGAUUGGGGGCGGGGCUAAAGAGUGGAUUCGAGAGUGCCAGCAUCAAUUCCGUCAUCACCGCUGGAACUGCAGCACACUGGACAGAGACCAUACCGUUUUUGGGAGAGUCAUACAGCGCAGCAGUCGUGAGGCGGCGUUCGUAUAUGCAAUCUCCUCAGCGGGAGUGGUUUUCGCCAUUACCCGCGCCUGCAGUCAGGGGGAGCUAAAGAUAUGUAACUGUGACCCCCACAAGCACGGCCGGGCAAGUGACGAACGAGGAGAGUUUGACUGGGGUGGCUGCAGUGAUAACAUCAACUAUGGGAUAAAGUUCGCCAAAGCUUUCAUAGACGCAAAAGAGCGAACUGUGAAAGACGCACGAGCACUCAUGAACCUUCAUAACAACCGCUGUGGGAGAAUGGCUGUAAAGCGGUUUAUGAAGCUGGAGUGUAAAUGUCAUGGAGUCAGUGGGUCGUGCACUCUGAGAACCUGCUGGUUGGCAAUGUCGGACUUCCGUAAAACGGGAGACUACCUUCGCAAGAAAUACAACGGAGCCAUCGAGGUCACCAUGAACCAAGAUGGGACAGGAUUCACAGUAGCCAAUAAAGACUUCAGGAAAGCCACAAAAAAUGACCUGGUGUACUUCGAAAACUCACCUGAUUACUGCGUCAUGGACAAAGCUGCAGGUUUAUUGGGUACUGCUGGUCGGGUCUGUAACAAGAUGUCCCGGGGGACCGACGGCUGCGAGGUCAUGUGUUGUGGGCGGGGCUAUGACACCACACGCAUAAAACGCAUCACCAAGUGCGAGUGUAAGUUUAAGUGGUGUUGCUCCGUCGAGUGCAAAGACUGCGAGGAGGCUGUCGACAUUCACACCUGCAAAGCUCCUAAACGUGCCGAAUGGCUGGACCAGACCUGAGACAUGGCCACUUCCCCCGUUCCUCAGGAUUUUGUCCACGGCAUUCUGGGAUAUGAACUCCAUCCCUUGCAUUUUUUUACCCUGCCCCCCAAUCCCUUGUUGCAUGGCUUUAUUUGAACUUAUUUUGUGAAAGCACUACAACUGAAAUCUACAUUUCUCA
This is a messenger RNA of Sinocyclocheilus rhinocerous, 1789 nucleotides long. Its product is annotated as protein Wnt-2b-A-like. Gene Ontology annotation, molecular function: cytokine activity; frizzled binding. Bases 439 to 1629 code for a protein of 396 amino acids. Gene Ontology annotation, biological process: canonical Wnt signaling pathway; neuron differentiation; cell fate commitment. The transcript has 5 exons. Lineage: Eukaryota; Metazoa; Chordata; Actinopteri; Cypriniformes; Cyprinidae. The record is from RefSeq and is a predicted model, not a curated record. Gene Ontology annotation, cellular component: extracellular region.